CGCUAUUAAAGGGCAAAGGCCAUUCGCGAGGGGAGGAAAACUACGCGAGGGUAAGCCGAGGAAGGGCAAAGGCUUGGACUUGGAGUUGGAGGGAGUCAGUGAGAGACGCCUUUGGCCAUUGUUUCUGGUGAGCUGGGGAGUUGAAUCGGAUGGGAAGGGAGGGGGAGGAGCACGGCGCUGCCAUGGCUGGACGUGCGGCGGCGGCGGCGGCGGCGAGGGAGAAGUCCAGCUUCGCCGUCACAUGCAGCUUGCUGAGCCAGUACCUCAAGGAGAAGAAGUGCGGCCUGCAGGGCCUCGGCCUUGGCGUGGCACCGCCGGCUUCAGCAGGAGUUUUCCGGCCGCCGACCACCAUGAACCUGCUGUCAUCGCUCGACUCGCCGGCCGAGGAGCCAAACGACGCCGCAAAGACCACGGCCGAGCCGCGCCCUUCAGACUCUGUCGAGCUAUCCCUGGAGAAAGCCACCACGGAGCCGCAUGUACUCGUGGCCCCGACCGCUCAACAGAACGGCGAACAACCAAGGGAGGUAGUCGGAGACGAGACGCAGCAAUUGACCAUCUUCUACGGUGGGAAAGUGGUCGUCUUUGACAACUUCCCGCCCACCAAGGUCAAGGAUUUGCUGCAAAUCGUGCACACUGGAGACGGCGUGAACAAGGCCAGCGGCAGCGCAGCACCACAGAACCUGCCUACGCCUUCACAGAACAGUCUCUCCGAUUGGUUUCACAACCUCGCGAAAAACCGGCUGAUCGGCUCAUCUCUGAGAUUCAAGAUGAAACCUGCCGAUAGCGAGGAGGAAUUCGCUUCACAGGUUCCUUGAGAAGAGAAAGGGCAGGAUCAUCGCAAAGGCGCCUUAUCAAGUUAACAACUCUGUGGAGGCGUCCAAGCAAGCGAACGGUGAGAAAUCUUGGCUCGGGCUAGGCCAGGAAGUGAAAACUAAGCAGGAGAUAUGAGCCAGGCAGCAAAUAAAGAUAACAAGAUCAGUAGAGAUUCAUGGAUGGUGCUCGUAGUUUCAGCUUAAGGAAAGAAUAAUUCACUGUCGGUUACACAGUUUUACUAGUAAGAAGUUAGGAAUUACGUGGCUGGUGGUGAUUCUUCUUGGCCAUUAGCAUACAUUGAUACAUACAUGCAGCCGUUCGUUCGUCGCAAGAUUGUUUGCUGCUGGAGUUGUGUGCUCACAGCAGUUUCGCUGUUUGGGUCUGUGACUGCAUUGUAUUGCAACGGAUGGUUGCCUUCCUCGACAUGUUAUGGAACAUUGUGUGUGUAGUGCACUGAAACUCUAUGUGACUGUUUUAUUUCA
Messenger RNA from Phragmites australis (common reed), 1295 nucleotides. Its product is annotated as protein TIFY 10c-like. Bases 150 to 815 code for a protein of 221 amino acids. Gene Ontology annotation, biological process: regulation of defense response; regulation of jasmonic acid mediated signaling pathway; response to wounding. Gene Ontology annotation, cellular component: nucleus. The transcript is spliced from 6 exons. NCBI's taxonomy places the organism in Eukaryota, Viridiplantae, Streptophyta, Magnoliopsida, Poales, Poaceae. The record is from RefSeq and is a predicted model, not a curated record.